This is a messenger RNA of Colletes gigas, 1848 nucleotides long. Its product is annotated as 1-acyl-sn-glycerol-3-phosphate acyltransferase gamma-like. The coding region runs from base 405 to 1565 and encodes 386 amino acids. Gene Ontology annotation, cellular component: endomembrane system. NCBI's taxonomy places the organism in Eukaryota, Metazoa, Arthropoda, Insecta, Hymenoptera, Colletidae. The transcript has 7 exons. Gene Ontology annotation, molecular function: 1-acylglycerol-3-phosphate O-acyltransferase activity. The record is from RefSeq and is a predicted model, not a curated record.
UACCAGUUUUUAUAUCAAUACUUUCGAUUUUGUUUAAAAGCCAGCGAAAUAUUUGAUAAUCAUUCGGGAUUACAUUUUGAUGCAAUCCAUUCUAUUAAGCGUGAUUUGACUUUGAUCGUUGUUUAUCGAACGAUUAUUAUCCGCCAAUGACAAAGAUCUAUCUUCAUUUGACCAAUCAAUUUCUACAGUGAUUUCUCUCUAUCCACGCCCGUUAUAAGUCUGAACUAUUUUCUUAACAUUUUUCGCGUAUAUCACCAUUUUUCAGCACAUUCCAAGUGGCAGGUGGAAGGGUUGGUUGUACCGAUAUUCCAGAAAUGAUUUGCGACGGGAACAAAGAAUUUAAGAUUUACGAGUGAUACAUACAUAUGUUUUUUCUUCAUUGAACAUACAAUAAAGUUCAAAAGAUGGGGUUGAUGUCAAUAUUGAAGCAAUCCACAAUAAUUCACCUGAUGUUUGCUAUAUCAUUUUUCACAUCAGGAUUGAUAAUCAAUUACUUCCAGUGUCUUUUGUACAUUUGCCUUAGGCCUUUUUCCAAAUAUUUUUAUCGGAAAAUUAACUAUUAUCUCUGCUAUUCUUUUUAUACCCAGUUGGUUUGUUUGACAGAAUGGUGGUCCGGAUUAGAGUUAAUAUUGUACACAGAUAAAAAUGACUUUGAUAAAUACUUUGGGCAUGAACAUGGGCUUGUAUUAAUGAACCACACCUAUGAAAUAGACUGGCUCGUUGGGUGGGUUUUAUGCGAACGAAUUAAAGUACUUGGUAAUUGCAAAGCAUAUGCAAAGAAGGCGAUACAAUAUAUUCCAACAUUGGGUUGGGCAUGGAAAUUUGCUGAAAGUAUAUUCUUGGAAAGAAACUGGGCAAAAGAUAAAGAAAUAAUUAGUAGCCAAAUUACGGAACUUGCAAACUAUCCAGACAGUAUAUGGUUACUUUUAAAUGCUGAGGGGACACGUUUUACGACACGAAAACUAGAAGCUAGUCAAAAGUUUGCCCAAGAAAAGGGUCUUCCAAUAUUAAAAUACCAUUUAACUCCACGAACAAAAGGUUUUACGGCAAGUAUACCGCACAUGCGAGGUAAAAUUCCAGCAAUUUACGAUGUACAAGUACAGUUUAAGCAGAGCGACCCAGUGAAACCAACAAUGACCAAUUUGUUAUUGGGAAAACGAGUUGUGUGUCACAUGCACAUACAAAGAAUUCCAUUAGAGGAUGUGCCAGAAGAUGAUGAAGCUGCAACCGAAUGGUUGUAUAAAGUUUAUCAAAAAAAGGAUCGUUUGGCAGAGAGUUUUAUUCAGACAGGUGAUUUCUUUGCAACCAGUGGUGUACCCAAAACAGAUUGUUUGCAACUUCCCAGGAGACAUUAUAGCCUUUUAAAUACGAUAUUUUGGGGAGUCGUAGUUUUAGUACCAAUGCUUUAUUAUUUAAUUAUUCUUUUCUUAUCUGGAUCAACCAUAUAUCUUUCUAUUGGUGUGGGUAUACUUCUCCUGUUCUAUUUACUCAUGCACAAAACGAUAGGAAUGUCUGAAAUAAGUAAAAGUUCUUCUUACGGAGCUGAUGAUAGUAAAUCAAAGUGAAACAGAAGAGGAGAAAAUAAUAAAUGGAAUACAUCAUGAAAAAAUUGAUACUUUUUUAGAGACUAUUGCUAAAUGAGUAUUAUCGGAUUAUCUUCUCCGCGUAAUGUGUUCCACGUGAUGGUCUCUGUACAAAAUCACUUUACGUGACAUGUUUAUAAUGGCUUGCGAAAGUAUUUGAUUUGUACACUGUUAAUGGUACCUUUUUUCAUCUUGUUAAAUAUAUGCAACUGUAUAUUUGAAUUGUUUGCUUCAAUAGUUAUAAUAAUAUUGGGUUAGUUAUUUG